UCUCUCCCACCGCUCAGACUCGCUGGCCCUAAGUCUCUCUCUCCUCUCUUUCUCUCUCUAGAAAUCUGUAUUUUUUAUUUUAUUAUUGGUUUCCCGAGAGAAAAAUAUUAGAAAAAUUGGUAAAUUGAAAUUCGAAAAAAAGGAAAAGGUUUUUUUUUUUUUAACAGAAGAGAAGGAAGGAGAUCGUGAGCCAGGGAGGAAGAACGAAGAAGGAUUCAGGUUUUGCAGAUUGAGAAAAAAUAGCAUUGCGUUCGUGUUAGGAUUUCUCCGCGGAAGUGCUUUUUCCUCGUUGAUUUUACGGCUGCAGUCUUUUUUGUUCGAUUUUGCUUCCUCUGAGCCCUAAUCUUGUCAUCAUGGUUGCCACCGCUGCUACAUCGUCGUUCUUUCCCAUGCCGUCUCCGUCUGUGGAUCCAACUGGUAAAGGAAAAAAGAUUGGAUCCGCAAAUUUUUCAGCAAUCAAUCCGGCACCGAAUUCUGGCAGCAUGCAGGUCAAGGCAAAUGCCCAGGCUCCACCCAAGAUUAAUGGCAGUAAUGUUAGUUUGGCAACAACUCCAGCGGAGAGCUUCAAGAUCGAAAAUGACACGCAGCCCGCGCCCAGGACUUUCAUUAACCAGCUACCUGACUGGAGCAUGCUUCUUGCUGCCAUAACUACGAUUUUCUUGGCGGCAGAGAAACAAUGGAUGAUGCUUGACUGGAAACCGAGGCGUUCCGACAUGCUAAUCGACCCCUUUGGGAUAGGGGAAAUCGUCGGGGAUGGUCUCGUGUUUCGUCAAAAUUUCUCCAUUAGGUCAUAUGAAAUAGGUGCUGAUCGAUCAGCAUCUAUAGAGACUUUGAUGAAUCAUUUGCAGGAAACAGCCCUCAAUCAUGUAAAGACUGCUGGGCUGCUGGGAGAUGGAUUUGGUUCAACUCCUGAGAUGUCGAAGAAGAACCUGAUAUGGGUUGUUACCCGUAUGCAGGUUGUGGUAGAUAAAUAUCCGACAUGGGGAGAUGUCGUCCAAGUAGACACCUGGGUAAGUCAAUCUGGAAAGAACGGUAUGCGCCGUGAUUGGGUAAUUCGUGAUUGCAAUACCGGAGAAAUAUUAACACGAGCAUCCAGUGUGUGGGUGAUGAUGAAUAAACUGACAAGGAGGUUAUCUAAGAUUCCCGAAGAGGUUCGAGGGGAAAUAGAACCUUAUUUUGUGAACUCCGACCCUGUAGUUGAUGAGGACGGCAGAAAGUUACCAAAACUUGACGACAACACAGCUGAUUUUGUUCGAUCUGGUCUAGCACCACGAUGGAGUGACUUAGACGUAAACCAGCACGUUAACAACGUCAAGUACAUAGGCUGGAUCCUCGAGAGUGCUCCUGUGGCAAUCCUCGAGAGCCACGAGCUAAAGUCGAUGACCCUCGAGUAUCGCCGUGAGUGCUGUCGGGACAGCGUGCUUCAGUCCCUCACGGCGGUCUCGGGAGCCGAUAUCGGGAAUCUGGCAAUGGCAGGGGACGUGGAAUGCCAGCAUUUGCUCCGUCUCCAAGACGGGGCUGAAGUCGUCAGAGGAAGAACAGAGUGGAGACCCAAAUACGGCGAAAACAGCUUCGGAAGCAUCCCUCGGAUCCCCGAGAGCAGCGGGUAAAAGUCGAUCCAGAAACCGCAAUGACUGGAAAAAACAAUGAUAAAUAAGAUCACGAAAACAUCAACCAGCUUUUGGGGCCGAUCUAUCUCAUCUUUUAUAAUAUAUAAAUAUAUAUAUAUAUAUAUAUAUAUAUAUAUACAUAUAUGAAUCUGAAAUCCGGUGGUUGGUUUCAGCUUUGUAACUAGCUCUGCUUUUGUCUACAUAACUUCAGUGAUGAUGAUGAUUGCUCUCUCUCUGGUUUUGUUGUGUGGUCCUUUUGGGGGUCACUUGCAAUUUCCUCUUUUAAGUUUGGGCAACGGUUGUAUAUGAUUUUUUUUUCCUUUGUGAGCUUUAUUUUAUUUAUUUAAUUUUUAUUUUUAUUUCCGAGAA
Messenger RNA from Tarenaya hassleriana, 1979 nucleotides. Its product is annotated as palmitoyl-acyl carrier protein thioesterase, chloroplastic-like. The transcript has 7 exons. Gene Ontology annotation, biological process: fatty acid biosynthetic process. Gene Ontology annotation, molecular function: fatty acyl-[ACP] hydrolase activity; acyl carrier activity. Bases 354 to 1610 code for a protein of 418 amino acids. Lineage: Eukaryota; Viridiplantae; Streptophyta; Magnoliopsida; Brassicales; Cleomaceae. The record is from RefSeq and is a predicted model, not a curated record.